Molecule: messenger RNA, 675 nt
Organism: Paramecium pentaurelia
Lineage: Eukaryota; Ciliophora; Oligohymenophorea; Peniculida; Parameciidae
Source: the annotation of a GenBank genome assembly
AUGACUGAUUCUUCAAUUAAUCAAGAAGUACAAGUAAAUAGAUAAGUAGAAACCAUUGAAGAUUCAUAAGAAUUUAGCUAACAAUUACCUAAUAUUUCUAUUGCUAUGAUCUAAUUUCAAUAAUAAGAUGAUAUUUAAUAAAAUGAAAUAUAGAAUUAAUAAAUCAUUAAUUCAAAUCCAAAUGAAGAUUUAUAAGAAAAAAAUUAAAAAUUACAAGAAUAAAAUUAAAAGUUGUAUCAAUAAUUAAGUUAGACUGAAAAUCAAUUAAAUUUGAUUAAUCAACGUAUUGAUGAAUUAAAUCAAGAGAAAAACUAAAAUAAUACUAUGAUUAAUGAUCUUAAAAAGUUAGUUGAUUAAUAAAGAGAUUUUAUUAAUUAAAUUAAUAAUGAUUAGGCUUAUUUGGAUUUGACUGAAUCAUUAGAAAUCACAUUGCAAAGAUUAAAAGAAAUGGAAAAGAAAAAUGAAAAAUUAUUGGAAGAGAAUCUCUAUUAUAAAACAAAAUAUGAAGAAAGCCUAAUUUAUAUAAAAAGUACUAAAGAAGAAACUUUGAAUCAAUAAGACAGAAUAGAUUAAAUGAGUCAAAAUUAUUAACAAUCAUCAGAAGAUUAAUUAUAAAAAAUUCAAGGUUUAGAAAAUGAAAUUAGAUUAUUGUAACAGUAAAUCUCUAAUAAAUGA